Ylistrum balloti is the source of this 2407-nucleotide messenger RNA. RefSeq lists its product as uncharacterized. Bases 65 to 2407 code for a protein of 780 amino acids. The record is from RefSeq and is a predicted model, not a curated record. The transcript is spliced from 4 exons. NCBI's taxonomy places the organism in Eukaryota, Metazoa, Mollusca, Bivalvia, Pectinida, Pectinidae.
AUGCACCUUCUGUGAUUGAGAUUUGACAAGAUCUUCCUGAUGAGUGAGAAUUGAUACAGUAUAGAUGCUGGAGGAGGAUAUCAACACAGAGCAGAUUGAUGAAGUGGCCAUUUCAAAUUCAGAGCUGAAUGAUGAGGCAUACCAGUCUGGAUUGGAGGGAAGUCCCAGGAGAAGAAAGUCAUUUCUGCCUGGUCCAAAGACUUUCGGAGGAGUUCCUGCUCCCUCCACCAAAGUGGCGGGGCUGUCAGACCACCAGGGGACAAUCUCACACUACCAGCCUGUUGACACCCACCAGGAACUAUAUGUUGGUCAGCGUGUGUACAUAGGAGGCAUCAAACAGGGCACUGUCCUCUACUAUGGACGCACUCACCUGGCUGAUGGCAUCUUCUGUGGGGUCGAAUUAGAUGAACCGGAAGGAAAACACGAUGGACAGGUACAGGGUGUGAGGUACUUUCGGUGUCGACCAGGACAUGGUAUAUUUGCUCCUGUUGAAAAGGUCACUAAGGUUGGGGAUCGUCGAGCUGAUGAGGCGUACGAAAGUGAUUACCAACAGGCUUUAGCUAGUCAACAGCGACUCUCACGCAGACUCCUUCCCCAGCCAAAAACCUACGCUCGUACAGGUUCACGGGAGAGAAUUGCCAUACCAUCAUGCAUUGAGGAGCAGAACGAGGACAUUACUGAUACUGUAGAUGAGACAGAGCUCCGUUACUUAGAAGAACAGCUUCGGGCAAGAAAUUCACCCAAGUUAGUCGGUGAUAACCAAUGCUGGGACUUGAAUGCCAAGAAGAGUCUCAGUGACACCUAUACCAAGGAGGAUUUCACAAAUGUUAAGUCCUCGCCAAAACGAUCACGUCUGCCUGCAUAUUCUAAAGUGGCCCCUUCCAGGAGCGAGGAGUAUAAUUAUACAGAGGUGGCAGCAGAUAUUGAGCUGAUAUGUAAAGAGGAGAAAUCAACCCAAAGAAGACAAGAUGUAAAAGAUUUCAGUAAAACCUAUACUCUAAGUGAUAAUCUCCCAGACGUGGUCGACCACCAUCGCCCUCUGACAGAGAGCUCCAGUGGUGACGAUUCGCUUAGCACUGAUGCCAAAGAGUGCCUGUGUAGUGACCGAAGGCAAUACUUCAAUUUGACCUUUGACACAGGAAGCAAUAACAGCUCCCCACAACACCUUCCUAAGGAUACUGGUGUGUUAGAGGCAGUAUCAGCAAAAGAUGCCACACAGCCUCGCAAUAACUUGGAUAGUAGUAAUUCCAGUCUUGGUCUAGUUGACGUCAAUGGUGCCGAUUUCAGUACUGACCUACUUGGUAUAGAUGGAAACUUAACUGACAGUGAAAAACUCAAACAUACAUUUAGUGUGUCAAAAAGAACAGAUAGAGUUGCCUCCCUUAGUGAUACUUUCUCUCUCGAUCAUGCCGUGACCUCAACACCAGAAAAAUUACUGUCUCAACAGGAUCUGAUAGCAAAACAUGCUGAACAAGAAUCUCUCUCACAUGGAUCAAGAAAAUCUCUGUCAAAAAGGAGUUUGGCUGCAACUUUUGAGAUUGAACAUAAAGACCUGCUGCCUGUAAAUACUGGGGAUACGCUUGACUGGCGACAAGAGGCAUCAGAUGGUGAAAAUGAUGACAGAGAAUCUUACGGCAGUGAAAACCAAGUGGAACAAGAGGAAAAUGUUCGACAAGUCAACAUUGAAAUUCAAAAUGUGAAAAAUUCUACGUUUUCAAUUUCUACAUUAGAUCAGGAUGGAAAAGAAGCGUUAAUACCAAACGUCGGAAUUACAGGUGAAGAGUUAAUUAAGAGUGGCGGACCAGUGGAAGUAGAACAGUUACUCUCUCAAAGAUCCAAACGGCCUAUGACUGAUUCUGGUAUUGGAUUGACUGAUUCUUGUGAAAUGAGACGGUCCCAAAACAUGGCUGACUCAGGUGAAUUCCGUCGAUCUCAGAAUUUGGAAAGUGUGUUGGAGGAUGUUGACCAUAUUUCUAGCCUUGCUAAUAUAAGAGGUGUAGGGUCGGUGAGUGGUGGACAUGAUUUACAAGAUGGACAUUCGAAUGAUUCGCUGCUUAGAGCCGACUUAGAGGCUGGGCAUCUGAAACAGGGGAGGCCACUCUCUCUCAUAUCUACCACCAGUGCAGACACAGGUUACGUGCCUGAUACAGAUACUGAUAUAGAGUUGGAAGUUGGGACAGCAGGAUCACCUGUACACUGGGAGGAACAGAAAAGUCAUUCCAGCGCCUCCGAACUGGACAAGGCAUAUGCCAACACCUUCAAACAUUACCAAGCAGGAGUGACACGGACUGUACGAUCACAGGGAAUUGACAGCGAUUCUGACCUAUACAGUGAUGCUGGAACAAUCGUACCAGAGGAUGACACUCUGAAGAGCACUGGUAUUCUCGAAUUGUAUGUAUCAUGUUAA